This is a messenger RNA of Schistocerca americana (American grasshopper), 414 nucleotides long. RefSeq names its product 60S ribosomal protein L22-like. Gene Ontology annotation, biological process: cytoplasmic translation. Gene Ontology annotation, cellular component: ribosome. Gene Ontology annotation, molecular function: structural constituent of ribosome; RNA binding. The record is from RefSeq and is a predicted model, not a curated record. Lineage: Eukaryota; Metazoa; Arthropoda; Insecta; Orthoptera; Acrididae. The transcript has a single exon. Bases 1 to 414 code for a protein of 137 amino acids.
AUGGCUGCAGUGUCUGCUAAGAAACCCUCGUCAAAAAAGCAACAUAUUCGAGGUAAAGGCAUAAAGAAGAAGAAGGUUACUCUUAAGUUCACUGUGGAUUGUGCCCACCCUGUUGAGGACAAUAUCAUGGAUGUCGCAAAUUUCGAGAAGUACCUUCAGGAACGCAUUAAAGUCAACGGAAAAACCAAUAAUUUUGGGAACAACGUGUCUCUGGAGAGAAACAAAGCGAAAGUUUCCAUUAAUUCUGAUGUACCCUUUUCGAAGAGAUACUUGAAGUACCUCACCAAAAAAUACUUGAAGAAAAAUAAUUUGAGGGAUUGGCUGAGAGUUGUCGCCAACGGCAAAGACACUUACGAAUUGAGGUACUUCCAGAUAAACAGCCAAGAAGACGAGGAAGAAGAAGAUAACGAUUAA